GAGUGGACUGGUGAUUUCAGUGCUGGCUUCAGGAUCUUGGCUCCCACUACAUGCAUAUUCUUUGCAUCAGCAAUUCCAGUCAUCUUGAUGGACUUCUUACAGCUGUUCAGAUGUUAGCUUCAACUGCAAUUUGUGGCAUUAUUCACUCCAUCGAAGGGCAGCUUCUGUUGAUAUUAGUAGGAGUGGCGGAGCUUACUGUUAUCAUGUAUACAUUCAUGUUUAGCUUUGCCAAACAAAGACCAGAUUUGGGCCAUGAUCUGUUCCUUAUCAAGAGGCCGAAAUGCAAGGUCGUGUAGGUAUGGAACUGGCUGCCCUAGAGGCAUAAUCGCAGACUAUGGGGUGCCAAUUAUGGUGCUAGUUUGGACAGGGAUGUUUUAUGUACUGUCCCAAAAAGGAUUCCAAGAUGUCUCUUAAGCCCAAAUUCAUGGUCGCCUGGUGCAUAUGAGAACUGAACUGUUAUCAGGGCAUGUUUAUCUUUACUUCACUUAAUCACUCUCGAAUCAUGAGUCAUGACAUGGAGUAGUACUUACAAUGUGUUAUCAUGAUCCAUUGAAUCGAGAAUGAAUUUGGGCGCUCCAU
Molecule: messenger RNA, 579 nt
Organism: Cuscuta campestris
Lineage: Eukaryota; Viridiplantae; Streptophyta; Magnoliopsida; Solanales; Convolvulaceae
Source: the annotation of a GenBank genome assembly